Vicia villosa (hairy vetch) is the source of this 544-nucleotide messenger RNA. RefSeq lists its product as uncharacterized. The record is from RefSeq and is a predicted model, not a curated record. Bases 101 to 340 code for a protein of 79 amino acids. The transcript has 3 exons. NCBI's taxonomy places the organism in Eukaryota, Viridiplantae, Streptophyta, Magnoliopsida, Fabales, Fabaceae.
GAGGUCAAUUGUCCUUGGGUUUGCUUCAAACAUUUCGGAGAGGUAUUGUGUUGAUUUCUGAAAUCGAAGGUUAUUUGUUUUGUCUUGUUUAGUUUCAACGAUGGGUGGUGUUCAUGCUUUGAAGAGAAUCCCUCGCAUCAAGUUCCCCAACAGGCACCUAAAAUCCGCUGGUUCUGCCUCUGAGGGUCAAGCUUUGUCUUCAUCAGGCGAUGCCAGUUUAUCAUUCUUCUCAAGUUCAAAUGCGUCGGCAACAUUAGGAGGAAAGGCCUCUCUUCAGCCCAAAAGAACUCCGGUCACCAAUGAGGAGAUUGAGGCAGUUCUGUUGGGCGGCUGCUUCUAAUCGGUUGUUCUGAAACAAACUAUGAACAUUUUUUCUGUGGCUCUGAUGAAUCAAAGUUCACUUACAACGGUUCCUUUUUCUUUUUGUAUGUUGAGUGUUAUGUGUAAACAGUUUAUUGAUUCAGUGUAAGAAUAACGCAAUCCAAUAAGGAUUGAAAUUGAAAAAUAUACUGUCAUCUAUGUUAUUGCUUCUCUUACAAACCAA